Messenger RNA from Trichoplusia ni (cabbage looper), 4407 nucleotides. Its product is annotated as protein artichoke-like. The transcript has 4 exons. The record is from RefSeq and is a predicted model, not a curated record. Lineage: Eukaryota; Metazoa; Arthropoda; Insecta; Lepidoptera; Noctuidae. Bases 31 to 4155 code for a protein of 1374 amino acids. Gene Ontology annotation, molecular function: protein binding.
UGUAAGAAAUAAAAUCAUUAUAAUGUAACUAUGAAAAAAGUUUUAUUCUACAAGACAAGGAAAAAUGACUGUGACGUUUUGCAAAUUGUUUCGUUACUGCUGGUUCUACCCUCCAUUUUGCGAGCUCAAAAUACCUUGGGGUGCCCUGACUUAAUAAAAACUAACAAAUGUUCUUGUUACACAUUUGAAGACGGCUUGUUUCUUGAUUGCCAAGAUACUGCUUCGAAGGAUAUAAAAAAUGCACUUAAAACUGUGUCUGACAUACAUUCACUCUCCGUUUACGACCUCGACGACAACGAAGAUGCUCUGGGACCUCAUUUUAUACCUCAAGGCGUUUGUAUAAAGCAUAUUCAUAUGUCAAGAACAAGCGUAAAAGACAUUGGCGAUGAUACGUUUAUGCCGCUGAGAAAGUGCCUUGAAACGUUAAGCAUUGUAUCGAGCAAAAUCAAAAUUAUUCCCCAGAAGGCCCUUUCUGGGAUGCUCAAAUUAAUAUCGAUCGACUUAACGUCUAAUUAUAUAGAGGAUAUACCAAGUUACAGCUUUUACGGCCUUCCUCUCAUGAAACUGAGCAUAAAAGCAAAUGUUAUACGUGACGUCUCGGAAUCAGCUUUUUCGAGCCUCGAGUUAACGUUAUCUGAAAUCGAUUUGAGUGAAAAUAAUCUCACCACGUUACCGAUAGAGGCUUUUGCAAAAUUAAGGCAUCUUCGAUCAUUACGAUUAGCAUGGAAUGAAAUGUCUUCUUUUCCUGUAGUUGACAACUCGGAACUAAUAUCUCUAGAGUAUUUAGAUUUAAGUUCAAAUAAUUUUGAAUUCAUUUCGGAAGACUGCCUUAAAUUUUGUCCGUCCCUGAUCACAUUGUCAUUUCAUUUUAACUUCAUCAACAGUAUACAUUACAGAGCAUUUUAUUCUUUGGUAAAUUUAAAAUCUCUUGAUUUAAGUCAUAAUAGAAUUAAAGUAUUAAACCCCAAUAUUUUUCAGAAUAACAAAUAUUUAGAAUACAUUGACCUAAGUCACAAUCAUUUGCACCACAUCCACGGAUUGUUUUGUAAUUUACCAUCACUUAAUGAAGUAAUUUUAAGUUAUAAUAAUAUUUUGGAUGUGCCAAUAGACUCCUUUAUUAAUUCAAAGAAAAUUAGUGCAAUACAUUUAGAUAAGAAUUGUAUAAACAACAUUCAUAGUGAGAGCUUUAGUAACUUAGUGAACCUUAAUAAGCUUAGUCUAGAAUUUAAUUAUUUGAAUCAAGUGCCACAUAAUAUUUUUAUAAAUAAUAAGAAUAUAUUAAAGAUAAGGCUAGACAAUAAUAAUUUUUCAGAAUUUAAUAAUGACACGUUAGGACCCUUAGUAAAUGUAAGUGAAAUAAGGUUGAAUAGUAACAGGCUUAAAGUAAUAACAAAAGAUUAUUUUAUAAAUUCUAUGAAACUGAAAGAAGUUUACUUGGACCACAACGAGAUUACUUUUAUAGAACCCGGGACUUUUAUAGGCAUGACUGAUUUAAAGUAUCUCAGUCUACAUAAUAAUCAUAUCGUAGCCUUAAACGAUGUUUUGCCAAAGGUUACUUCAAGUUUAGUUACACUGCAUUUAGAACACAAUUCUUUGUCAUUAAUAGGAAACUUUAUGUUGCAGUCACAGACCAAUUUGAAUUUUUUGAGCUUAACUAAUAAUCGCUUGAAAUUUUUGACCAAAAAUACAUUCCGGAAUUUAGGGCUUGUAACACAAUUGGAAUUAAACAAUAACGAUAUCUCUGUUAUUGAAGAUUUUUCACUGCAGCACUUAAACUCUGCACGUUCAUUAGAUUUACAGUUCAAUUUGCUAAGUAACAUAACGAACUAUACAUUUUACGGAUUGAGUGAAAUAGAAGACUUAGAUAUUUCGCACAACACAAUAACGUUUAUUUUUGAUAUGGCUUUUGACACUCUGAAGAAAUUGAGAAGCUUAAAUCUUUCCUUUAACCCUUUGAAAAUACUCCACAAAAAUGUUUUCCAGCAGGGUUUACCACUGAGCUCACUCUUUUUAGAUAAUUGCGAAAUACAAUUUAUAGAGAAUGGCACUUUUGUAGGAUUGAACAAUUUAAAAUCACUCUCACUUAAAAAUAAUUCCCUUAAAGCUAGAGACUUGUUAUCUAUUAGUGUUCCAGGGUUAAAAUACUUAACUUUAUCUUUCAAUGUUCUUGACUAUCUCCCUGUAGAGACGUUUACUCAACUUCCACUUUUAGAAGUACUUUAUAUGGAGCACUGUAAUGUUGAUAACAUAUUCGAGGGCACAUUCAGACAAAAUAAAAAGUUAUUGAGACUGAAUUUAGCACAAAACAUAAUCAGUACCAUUCCAACGACGUUGUUUGACUUGCACAACUCUAUUUCGGAAUUCAAUUUAAGUAACAACUUUCUGGAUUACGUGCCAUACAACACAUUUCAUAAUUUCACAGAUAUUGAAAGUUUAGAUCUAGCAGAUAAUCUUAUACCGAGAGUGGAACUAUGUGGUUUCGAAAAAUUAAAUAAAUUAAAAUAUUUGAUUCUUAGAAAAAAUGAAAUUAAAGCCAUAACAGCUAGUAAAAAAAUAGAAUUUCCAUUUUUAAUACUUUUUGACAUUAGUUACAAUAAGUUAGACAAUUUGCCACUAUUAAUAUUCGAUAUCUUUCCAAAUAUACAAAAUAUUAAUGUUUCAAAUAAUGACAUAGUUCGUUUCGAUUUCUUACUGUCUUACAAGAGUAAGGGCAUGUCGCUACUUAACAUCGAUCUCAGUAAAAACCCAGCAGCUUUAUGGUCUCCACCCAACAGACUAGAUAACAAAACGCUAAUAGCAAAUCUGUACGAAUUACACAUAUGUGCCACUAACAUGACAAACAUCGAUGACAACACUUUCGAAAUGUUCACUAAUUUACAACAUCUGUAUCUCAAGUACAACAAAAUACGACGCCUCUCCAUAAGUCCAUUUUCGAAGUUAUCUUUUUUAGAGAAUUUAGAUUUAAGUUAUAACAGAAUUUCUCAACUCAAAACCAGCAAUUUCCGUGGACUAACUAAGUUGAGAACAUUAUGUUUAACAAAUAAUAACAUCGAAUCAAUAGAAUCCUUCGCCGAAGAGUUAAGUAAUUUGAAACUCUUGGAUCUCUCGCACAACAAGUUACAAAACAUUCUAAAUGAAGAUCUAAUAAACUUGAAGGAGUUAACGGUAUUACACUUGAGUUACAACAACAUUAAAUAUAUAUCUGUAACGGCAUUUAAAAAUUUAAACAAAAUUAUCAAGAUUGAUUUAGAGCACAAUAAACUUCAGAACAUACAGAUAGACUUACUGACGUCAGUAGAAAAUCAUAUUCAGGAUAUUUCAAUCAAAGAUAAUGUUAUCAUAUGUAGCUGCCAAAAAGAUAAUGCCUGGGUAUGGAUUCAGGACCAUCCAAGAAUUAUUAAAUCAAAUGCAGUAACAUGUUACAAAGACGAGUACCCAAAAGAGAAAUGCGAUAUUCCAGUUAUAUCACAGCUAUCGGUCGACAGGCAUAAAGAUAAUUCUGUUUCCGUGUCAUGGUUCAUAAGGAACCGAACAGCCAUCAAAGCUUUACAGAUUUUAUACUACGGCGAAGAUGGAAACACAAAUGUGCGGUCUAAAUAUCUUGAGAAAACAGAAGUGUCGGUCCAUAUCAAAGAUUUGGAGCCGAACGUUAAUUACGUGGUAUGCGUCAUCACUCAUUCCGAAGAACCAAUGGAUUACGAGGAAGAAAUAUUUACAACAGAAGUCAACAAAACUAUUAAUGACAGUUCAAAUUCCACGGCAAGAAUAACACAGGAUGUUGCAGCCGCCAUACUUAUGCGAUCUCCUUCAAGCGAAUGUGUCUCUUUCAAUACAUUUAGAACACCAACUACAGUCAAACCUAAAAUAGUUAAGCAAUUUCAUAUUUCUUCAAUUCUUAAUCGUCGAAUGGGCCUAAUAGUGGGGUGCUCAUUAGGUUUUGUAGUAUUCUUCAUUAUGGUAUCGGUUCUAUUGUACACGAAAAUUAAAGAAAGAAAAAGAAUAGCGAAGUCUGACCCAGCGUGGGCCGAAAUGAACGAUUAUCAUUCAAUGGCAAGUAAAGAUGAUAUUUUACAAAGUUCUACAACAGCUUCGACCGACAACAUUCUCUUAGGUAUGACUAAAAAUCGUAAACUUUCACUAGAUCAUUUAAUGUAAUCUCGUAUUAUUUUAGAGUUAGGUCUGUAGUAUAUUUUUGAAGUGAACAAUAAAAUUCUAAAUUCGGAUUAAUUAGUUAAACAUUUAUAUUGUUAAUAGAUGCCUAAAUUUACGACUGUUCGCUUAUGAUAGCUAGAUACUUAGAUGUAGAAAGUAGUGCCUACAAGGUAGGAAAAUUGUAACUAUUUAGAUAGAAUACUUAGUUAUAGAGAGAUCUUAUUAUGGAAUUAAAAUGUUGGCAUGAUUAUCAGU